Molecule: messenger RNA, 1654 nt
Organism: Andrographis paniculata
Lineage: Eukaryota; Viridiplantae; Streptophyta; Magnoliopsida; Lamiales; Acanthaceae
Product: VAN3-binding protein-like
Exons: 6
Coding region: 149-1561 (470 amino acids)
Biological process (GO): leaf vascular tissue pattern formation; phloem or xylem histogenesis; auxin-activated signaling pathway
Source: RefSeq, a predicted model, not a curated record
CUCUCUAUCUCUCUCUCUAUAUCUCUCUCUCUCUAUAUAUAUAUGUGCUACUAGGACACAAAGACUCAUGCAAAGAAAGACUUCCCAAAAGCAACAUAUAAAACAAUCUGCUUCACCUAGAAUUGCAAUCAGUUUUUAGCUCACCACCAUGUAUAAUAAAAACAGUGGCAAGAUGGACUUACUGUGGGAGGAGAACGGCGGCGCGGCCGGAGAAAUUCAGCUGCCAGAAAGCCCGAGAGGGCCGAUGGAAUUUUUGGCAAGAUCAUGGAGUGCUGCAGCACUUCAAAUGUCCAAAGCAGUGGCACCAGCAGAAAAUCCUCCUGCAAAACCUAAAGCCACCACAAUACCUGAAAAUGCUGCAGCAGGUGAAGAUGAGGAUGACUCUGCAAAGCUUUCUGGAAAUGCAUUCACCUUUGCUUCUUCUGCUACAUCUCAGCUGAUCCUUGAAAGGAUCAUGUCUCAAUCUGAAAUUUCACCUCUGACAUCAGGGAGGCUUUCUCACAGCAGUGGCCCUCUGAACGGCUGUCUUCCUGAAGAAUCUGAAAGCCCUCCAAUCUCUCCUUCUCAGGAGUAUGAAGAUGUUGUUAAGUAUCUACAAGCAAACAAUCCUCUGCAACCCCUGCUUACCGGGACGCCCCGGGGUGGAGGCGCGGGCACACCAAGUGGCAAAACUGUCGGAAAGUGGUUAAAAGAGAGAAGGGAGAAGAAGAAAGAAGAAACGAGAGCACAGAAUGCACAGAUCCAUGCGGCUGUUUCAGUCGCAGGAGUGGCUGCAGCCAUUGCUGCAAUAGCAGCUGCAACGGCUGCGGCGUCUGCAAAGGGAAACGAUGAACAUGCAGCCAAGACAGAUAUGGCCGUGGCUUCGGCAGCCACACUGGUGGCUGCGCAGUGUGUCGAGGCUGCCGAGUCUAUGGGAGCUGAUCGCGAGCAUCUCAUGUCUGCAAUCAGCUCAGCAGUCAAUGUUCGAUCGCAUAGUGAUAUAUCCACACUUACUGCUGCUGCAGCCACAGCUCUACGAGGCGUUGCAACAUUGAAGGCCCGAACACUUAAAGAAGUGUGGAAUGUUGCAGCAGCUAUCCCUAUAGAAAGGGGGCUUAGUUUAGGCACAGGAAAUAACUACGGCAGUAACAAUUCUAGCAGUUACUGUGAGGAAUUAGUUCCUGAAGAGAACUUUCUUGCUGCCUGCAAUCAAGAGAUGCUUUCUCGUGGCAACGAACUUCUUAAAAGAACUCGUACAGGGGAACUACACUGGAAGAUAGUAUCUGUUUAUAUUCAUCGAAGUGGAAAUGUAAUGCUAAAGAUGAAGAGCAAGCAUGCAGCAAAUACCAUAACCAAGAAGAAGAAAAAUGUGGUAUCACAAGUUUGCAAAGACAUACCAGCCUGGCCUGGAAGACAUCUGCUGGAGGAUGGUGAGCAGAGACGGUAUUUUGGGCUCAAGACAGAAGAUCGUGGAGUUGUGGAAUUUGAGUGCAAAAACACGAAAGAGUAUGACAUGUGGACGCAGGGAGUUUCAAGGCUUCUCUCCAUUGUAUCUGAAAGGAAGAAAAGAUAUCGCAAAUAGCUAAGCUAAAGCAACUUAACCUGUUAAGAGAAACCAAUGUAAACCAAGUUAUUAUCUUCUCUGUCAAUUUCAUCGAAAUGCCUUCUUGUUUCA